AUGGAUCAUAUUGGAGCGCAUCUCCAGCACAUUCACGCGGAGCCCAUCAGCUUUGGGAUCGACCAAAUCCUCAACAAUGUGGACCAGAGCUGCAUGCUCGGCGGUCGGAUGCCCGAGCCGGACUAUGGCCUCGGCUGCGUCUUCAGCACUGCCUACAACACCAUGACCGGUACCUUCACCGGCAACAACUCUGGAUAUAACGGCAACGAAUGUGGGGUCGCCAAUCUGAGCGGCACCUAUAACACGAACAUGGGAAUGAACGUCAGUGGGAAUAACGUUAACGCAGCUGGAGUCAUCCGUGUGCCAGCGCACCGGCCUCUGAACAGUGGACACUCGUCCAUCCCCGGCGGCAUGUCAACUAUGCCAGGCUCGAUUAACAACCUGACGGGAUUUACAUUCCCCUGGAUGGAGAGUAACAGAAGAUACACCAAAGACAGGUUCACAGGUAAACCACCUCUAUAAUGCACAUAAAAUGUGUGUGUGUGUGUGUGUGUGUGUGUGUUGAGAAUGAAAAGAGCAAUAUGCAUGGUUAUGCCAUGCUUGUCAUGAGAAAAUCACGAUCAUGCAAUUUGUUUCUGAUGGAAAGGGCCAUUGAAUGCACUUAGGCCUAGUUCUUGUUUUCUGAUGCACUCAGCUCUGAAAAUAAUCGAUAAUAAAUCAGUCUACUGCUGUCUACUACGGCUUCUGCUUAACACGCUGUGUAAUUUCAUUAUACAAUUUUACUUGAUAAACACCAAUGGCUUUUACUUAUUUUACUAGUCUAUAUAUCUCACAAGAAUCACCUACAAUAAACAUUGAGUUAUAGAUAAUCAAAAUAUAGCCUAACACAUCUGCAUGUUAUCGAAAUAGUCUAAAUGUAGCCCCCCCCACCUGUAAUUUUCCCUGCGAGCUAUAGCCUAUCUCCCCUCUCUGUCUGACGUUGCUUGAACUUGCUUCGCUGCUCUGUUGCUGCUAUUUAGCUGAUUUUGCUGCUUGCUUUCGCCCCUAUCUAUCCGUCUCCCAAUCCAGUGGCGCUCUCACCCCUCACUGUAACACGCCGUGUAGGUCACCCGUACCAGAACCGGACGCCCCCCAAGAAGAAAAAGCCCCGGACGUCUUUUACUCGCCUGCAGAUCUGCGAGCUGGAGAAACGCUUUCACCGACAGAAGUACCUGGCUUCCGCAGAGAGAGCGGCUUUGGCCAAGGCCCUCAAGAUGACUGACGCGCAAGUCAAAACAUGGUUCCAGAACAGAAGAACAAAAUGGAGGUGAGAUUACUGAUGAUAAUGUGUAGCCUACAUUUCAGGUAUAAGGUGUCCUCUCCAGCGCGGAAUGUCAUGAUUUGUUUGUGUGUGUGUUUUAGCUAAGUUGAUGCUUUUAUGUAUAGCAUGGGCUAUUUAUUUACGCUCCAAGAAGGCUAUGUAAACCCACCAAAAAUAGCAAUACAGGUUAGAGUGAUAUUUUACAAAUAUUAACUAUAUCUAGGCCUAUUAUAUGCCACAAAUUCAUUUGGACAUACUCGGUCUUGAAUAGGGGAUAAAAUAAUGGUGUGCAUUUGAUAAAACUAUAUAAAAAAAUCCAAUCGCCCCGUUUCUAUGAACAUUUUACAGGUCGUCAAUUUUAUUUUUUUAUUGAAGUUUUCGAUUGCAAACCUUUGCAAUUCAUGAAUGAAUAUUGUCUUGCAACAGUCAAGGAAAUUACAGUGAUUCUUAUAAUGAGUGGUUUAAAAUUAAAGUAAAAUUCUGUGGCAACUUACUAUAUCCUAUCCCACAAAAGGAGGAUAAUGUUUUCCCUUAUAUGUCCACUCUUGUUAAAGUUAAAAUGUGUUUUAAUCUUUGGAAAUAAUGUCAUUUCAGACAAAAAUAGUGUUUUAAAAGGUCUUUAAAGCUAUUUUCAGAUGAAACAUACCGUGCAUAAAAGUGGAAGGCCUAUUUGGCCACAUCUUUUACGCAUUGAGAUAUAAGUUAUUUUCCUUGGCCUAUCUACUGAAGCAGUUAAAUACAUCUCUGGAGAUUGGAUUUUAGAAAAUAAAAAAACAACAAAACAAUCAACGAAUAUAAAUAUUAUGUAUAUAGGCCUAAGUGUAAGUAUGAAGUCAAUGUGAGAACAUAACAGAACAAUCUAAGGAAACAUUUCUGCCACAUCAGAGGAAGACAAAUUAAUUGGCAAAACUUUAUUUAUUUUCACAUAGGCUAUUGUUGGCUGUGAAAAAUGUCAUACUAUUUGUGGGAAAUUUGCAUUUGGAUAUCAGCUUUUCGCCUAUUGGUUAAUGAUGUUUAGGUAAGCAAUUUAGCCUACAUUAGGCAAAAAUUGUCUAGCAAUUUGUUAUAAUCUAUAAUCAUACUUGAUUUAAACGUGUUUAAAUUAAUCCAGAAGACAUUCACUUUGUGUCAAAAUUUGAUGUACAUAGGCCUGUUAUGAUCUAUAAUGACGCAGACUGUUAUGGAUAGAAUUUCCCACUGAUGCCUCGGUGUCUCUCUUGUGUCUCGGGUGUUCCAGGCGGCAGACAGCUGAAGAGAGAGAAGCAGAGCGACAGCAGGCCAACCGGAUCCUCAUGCAACUCCAACAGGAGGCUUUUCAGAAAACAAUAAACCAACCGGCAAACCCGGACCCGCUUUGCUUGCAUAACAGCUCCCUGUUCGCGCUUCAGAACCUCCAGCCAUGGACUGAGAACACCGCCAAAAUCAGCAGCGUGUCCGCCUGCGAAUAA
Molecule: messenger RNA, 2688 nt
Organism: Coregonus sp. 'balchen'
Lineage: Eukaryota; Metazoa; Chordata; Actinopteri; Salmoniformes; Salmonidae
Source: the annotation of a GenBank genome assembly